Cucurbita pepo subsp. pepo (vegetable marrow) is the source of this 1336-nucleotide messenger RNA. The record is from RefSeq and is a predicted model, not a curated record. NCBI's taxonomy places the organism in Eukaryota, Viridiplantae, Streptophyta, Magnoliopsida, Cucurbitales, Cucurbitaceae.
UGUNGCAAUGCAGUAGACCCUAAUGAUGCAAGCUUGUACCUUCUCCUAAAUGCAUUGGUUCCUCUCAUAAUCUCUGUUGUUACCUUCCUCCCAAUCCUUCAUCAGCCACCGGCUCAGCCGUCGUCUUCCGAUGCCACCCGCAAUGACUCCCACACUUUCAUCUGCUUAUACAUUACCGCAGUUAUCACAGGCCUAUAUCUAAUCACCUUCAAUUCCACGCCUUCCAGCAAGUACGGUGCCCAACUUUUGUUAGCUGGGGCUUUUGCCCUGUUACUAGUUCCUCUUUGUCUGCCUGGAAUUUGGAGCACUCACAAGUGGUUGUUUCGGAUUGCAUCCACUGGCUUGAGCAGUGUUCUUCACUUUAGAUUCAACCUUGUCAAUCAUGAGCUUCAGCAGGAGCUCAUCAAUCUUGAAACAGAAAGAAGUGGCACGAAUGUCAUCACCCCUUUUGAUUAUAAAGAGAAGGAAAGCAUUUCAAGGAAGAUGAUGGGGAAAGAGAAUUUGACAGUUCUUGAAGAAGAGCAUUCAGCUAAGAUGCUCGUACGACGCUUGGACUUUUGGCUCUAUUUUGUUGCAUACUUUUGUGGUGGGACAAUUGGGUUGGUUUACAGCAACAAUCUUGGGCAGAUCUCGCAGUCACUAGGAUACAGUUCCUUAACAAGCUCACUUGUAACACUCUACUCGUCUUGCUCCUUCUUUGGGCGGCUAAUCUCAGCAGGCCCAGAUUUCAUGCGUGAAAAGGUGCACUUCGCUAGAACGGGAUGGCUAGCCCUAGCUUUAGUGCCAACUCCAAUCGCCUUCAUUUUACUCGCUGCAUCAGGUAGCGAGAUCGCAUUACAAAUUGGCACUGGCUUGAUCGGUCUAAGCUCGGGAUUCAUGUUCUCAGCUUCGGUCUCAAUCACAUCAGAGUUAUUCGGACCAAACAGCUCAGGCGUCAAUCACAACAUCCUCAUCACCAACAUCCCUCUCGGCUCGUUCCUCUACGGCGUCCUGGCGGCAGUUUCAUACGACUCCACUGCCGGAAGUUCAGACCAAACUGCGGCGGCGCUUGGGGACGUGGUGGUGUGCAUCGGCCGAAAAUGCUAUCUACAAACCUUCAUAUGGUGGGCUUGCAUCUCCAUCGUCGGUCUCGCUUCUAGCUUCUUGCUUUUCCGACGGACGAAACCGGCAUACGACCGCCAGUACGAGAGUAACCCAAGCAAGACACAGCCAUUUUAGAUCAGAUACUGAACUUUACAAAAAACAAAAAAUAUAUACAUAUAUAUAUACAUAUAUAUUUAUAUAUUUGUAUAUUAUAAUAUAGAAUUGAAUUGGGAAUUUGAAGAACAGGAAUUGA